GCUGGAGUGUGUCAAGUGUGGCAGAGAGAACGAGGAUGACGCAGGGGUUUGUGACGAGAUGGGACGUGGAGUGGACGUGUUUGCUGGGAGGAGUGGAAGAUCGAGUUGCUGAGUGGAGGCACGAAUGGACGAGUGAUGGAAGCAGUGAAAGAGUUCUGGGAAAGAAUUUAGCGUACAGAAUGUAGGGAACAGUAUUUUGUCCCAUGUACGCAGGAUUGUGUCUGUUCUGUAGUAGGUUUUGUUUCUUUUCACAGGAGCUGCCGUUACAAAGGCCUGACGGGGCGAGUCACCUGUGACAUCAAGAUCAAGCGGAGAAAGCUCCAAAAGGGGCAGCUGUGACCUGAAGGGCCUUGGCAGUGUUUCUCGCGGAGGAGGAGCCCCGCGGCGCCCAGGCACACGACUUUGUGUCCCGGCGGCCACCACUGGUGCUGGUGUUGAGUGAGGCCGUGGGACAGGUGCUGUGCUCAGCGCCUCCUCCGUACUCGCUGCCGCUGACUUCAGGACUCCUUGGUGCAUCCUACGCCUUGCCUGCUGGAUUGGUCCCUGAGUGUGGCUCUGUAGGAGCCUUGCCACCGCCUGCUCCAGCAUCUCUGAGGUUCCUGCAAGACCAGCCGACUCCUCCCACCUGGAGUAGUGUUGCAGUGGAGGCUGCAAGGCGGGGCAGCAGCUGGAGUGGCUGGGAGCAGCAGGAGCAGACUGCUACUGGUGUGAGGUUCAGGAGUGAUGAGAAACACCACCACCACCAACAACAACAGCCGCUACUGCUGGCAUCUCAUCCACAAAGGGGGAAGUUUGAAUUUCAGAAGUGUGAGAAGAUCUGAGAGUGAGAGCAAGUUUACUAGCCACAGCCAAGUGUGUGGGAAAAGACAUGCAGGGAAGGAUGACCUCAACAAAUACACCCACACACUCUGGUGUAAGACCUCAUGAAAGCCGGGAGAUCAGCAUCCAUUGGUGUGGGUUCUGCUCCGAGGACUUCCUGGGCCCGAGGGAGUGCAAGGAACAUAUAAGUAAGGAGCACCCCAGCAGGAAGCCGCGGGGGGGUGGUCUGGGGCAGCACACCCCCCGGGGCAGCCAGGUGAAGUACCCGCCCCAGCCCGGCACACUCAUGGGCCACAGGAAGGCACGCUCACCUGGCCAGGAAGAGACUACAGGUCCAGGUGGAGGUGGAGGAGAGGAGGGGGAGGAGGUGGAGGGCAAGAGGAAGGUGAGGACUCCGAGGGCUCUGCAGGAACAGUUUUGGCUGCAGAAACAACGGCCAAAACCUGUGUGUUCCGUGGAGGUGGAGAAGAAGCACAAGAGUUCUCUGUCCACCUGCAAGUACUACAAGUUUUCCUCGGAGGCCAAUCUGAGGCCCAUAGGGAGUGCCACGGAGGCGGGGGCGGGAAGGGCGGCGAGAGGGGCUUCUCCUGCUCCCAGUGUGGCUUCAGGUGUGAUAAGUGGUCGGUGGGUCAGCUUCACCUCUGCAAGGAUCACGCGCUGGACAUGACCUCCUGAGCUGCGGGAUCUGCCACACCUACAAGACGUGCACCCAGCAGCGCCUCCUCGUCCACCAGAAGGUACACUCCGACGUCAGGGAGCACAUUUGUACGACCUGUGGCAAGGGGUUCAAGCAGUCGGCGCAGCUCCUGAACCACCAGGGCGCGCACAUCACCGACCCCAAGGACAUGCCUGCCUGGGCCGACAAAGCGUUCUGCGAGGAGUGCCAGAAGUGGUUCAGGGACAGGAAAUCGUUUCAGAAGCACAACACUCUGGGACCGUGGGCGCGUCACCAGAGGCAGCCACUCACCCCAGAGGACAAGGAGCCAUGGGGUGCGGCACAAUUGGCAAGCCGUGAACUGACAGACACUGGACAGCACCCUGGCAGAACGUGUACAGAACAGGAGUCUGGAGGCAGUGCAGGAUCCUGGGAGGGGACGGAAGGAGGGAAAAAGGAAGGAAGGAAGGAAGGAAGGAGGGAAGAAGGAAGGAAGGAAGGAAGGAAGGGACACACCUCAACUUACAGGACUCAGAUCAUCAAGGUUCACAGUCCACCAGGAGUAGCCCAGAGAGGGAGUCCAGUCUACCACGGGACAGUCCACUCGUCAAGGUCCAGCCAGGUCUAUUGUUGACAGUCUGGGAACGGGAGGAAGGAAGGAAAAGGAAGGACAGAAGGAAGGAACACACACACUCAUAUUCUUAACUUCUGUCUUUCUUACUGAUGCGAUAUUUCUUCUCCUCCUCCUCUUCUCCACAAUGUGUUGAGUAGGUGGGUGUUGAUACAAUUGCUUUUCUCUCUCUCUCUCAAUCCAUCUAUUUUUCUCUAUUAUUUCCCUUCUUUAUCUUACUUUCUCCCUCUUCCUCUCAUCAUUACAUUUUCUCUUCUUUAUCAUACUUUCUCCUCCUCUGUUCAUAAUCUCUCUCUCUCUCUCUCCCCUGUUAUCUCAUUCUCCUCUGUCUCUCUUCAUUCUUAAUUUUUAUUUGUCAUUUUCUCCCUCUCUCUCCUUCUUUUCCUUCUCUCUCUCUCUCUCUCUCUCUCUCUCUCUCUCUCUCUCUCUCUCCUCAUCACUUCUAGGUAAACUUCUUUUUAUUUAAAUAGGGGAAGUUAGACACAAACUAAACAAUUAUUUUUUAUUAUUAACAAAAAACAGACACACCAGCACUGAGGAAGGUCAUAUAUGUGGCUGGGGAAGGAGGGGUGGGGGGGCAGAGGUCCUUGUAUGUGGCUGGGGGGGCUAUGUGGGGUAUGUCAAGAUCCAGUGGGGUUGAAUCCAGUGGGUCCUGUGGCUGUGGUGAGGUGGGUAUAUAUAUAUAUAUAUAUAUAUAUAUAUAUAUAUAUAUAUAUAUAUAUAUAUAUAUAUAUAUAUAUAUAUAUAUAUAUAUAU
Eriocheir sinensis (Chinese mitten crab) is the source of this 2861-nucleotide messenger RNA. RefSeq lists its product as uncharacterized. NCBI's taxonomy places the organism in Eukaryota, Metazoa, Arthropoda, Malacostraca, Decapoda, Varunidae. The transcript has 10 exons. The record is from RefSeq and is a predicted model, not a curated record. The coding region runs from base 869 to 1486 and encodes 205 amino acids.